GCCCGCUUAGCAACCUGUUUUAUAGGCUUCUUAUAGGCGCCCUCAUCCGCGCGGUUGCCAAGAAAUGCUUAGCUGAUGGAUUUGACAGAUGAUCGUCCCAGGUCUAUGCCUGUUGAGGCUCCAUGGAGUCACUAUACGGGCUUCCCGAGUCUUCCACCACGCAGUGGACUGACUGGUUCAACUGUCCAACGGUCUUGACUGGAUAUUUCGUGGGAAUGAGGAGGCGAUCAUCAGGGGACGAGAAAAUGAACGAUAAAAGGGACGGGAGACUCUUGUCUCGCAGAUUGAUGUCCAUAGUCUCUUCACUCUCACUUCGACCGUGACAAGGACCUGAAGCCAAU
This is a messenger RNA of Colletotrichum godetiae, 341 nucleotides long. RefSeq lists its product as uncharacterized. The transcript has a single exon. NCBI's taxonomy places the organism in Eukaryota, Fungi, Ascomycota, Sordariomycetes, Glomerellales, Glomerellaceae. Bases 123 to 323 code for a protein of 66 amino acids. The record is from RefSeq and is a predicted model, not a curated record.